AUCUCAGUGAAGCAGCUGGAGCUUUCCUCCACCUUCAUCUUCUUCAUCCUCGAUUACCCACCUUCACCACUAUUUACGGCAGCUUCACCGUCAAUUAAAACGCAAACCCUAAAAAAAAGGAGUAAUUAAGGGCAAGGUUGAUCCCAAAGAGUAGGGUGACGUAUUCCUCCAUUGAAUCUUCCCUUGAGCUUGAAUUUCUCCAUUGAAGCUUCUAAAAUUUCCAAUAAAGCUCUUGAAUUCGAGUUCAAAAAAAAAAAAGAGCUUAACGGUGUUAACUUUUGUUACAUCUAAAAAUACGAAUUUACCCGUACUUAAUGCAUGAAUGAACAAUUAAAACCUUAGAUAAACGGUUCAAGCUUAUGAAAAUAAUAUUGUAUUUUCUUCGAUUUAAUCCGAACGAUCCAUUUGCCAAACCUUAAACCCAAGUCCACUUCAUUUCCUUCCCCUUUCAUCUUCCCCCUCCCCCCGUCCCCCGGUGCAAAAUUCCUUACUCCGCAGUUCAAAAGGUUGAUUGGAGCAAUCACUUCCAAAGACAAUGGCUUCUUCAGCAGCGACCAGAGACUUGCAGCGCGACCUAGAAUCCAAAGCCAACGAUCUUCGCAAACUCCAAAAAGAUAUUGCAAAGAAUCAUGAAAUCCGAAAGAAAUACACCGUUCAGCUUGGCGAAAAUGAGCUCGUUCUCAAGGAGUUGGAUUUGUUGAGUGAAGAUGCGAAUGUGUACAAAUUGAUAGGUCCAGUUUUAGUUAAGCAGGAUUUGGCGGAGGCAAAUGCUAAUGUGCGCAAGAGGAUUGAGUAUAUUUCUGCUGAAUUGAAACGUCUUGAUGCUACCUUACAAGAUAUGGAAGACAAGCAAAAUAGCAAGAAGGAGGGGAUAAUGAAGGUUCAGCAAAAAAUUCAAGCUCUUCAAGCUGGGAAGGCCAAGGCAUAAUCACUCAGCAGGUUGAAGUCUUUAUUCAGAGUAAACUAUUUCCUAGUUACUUUUUUUUAUUUGUUUUGUUUUUUUAAAAAUUAUCUUUUUAUAGAUAACAGUUUACAUAUUAGAUUGUUGCUAUUCAAAUUUUGGUAUUUUUGGGAGGUCUAUAAAAAGCCUGUGUGAAACUGUAAUUCCUAAAUAAAGCAAUGCAGUAUGUGCAUCUUUUAAUAGGAGUCAGCGUCUGUAUACUAGGCUACUAGCACUAAACUUACUUCUUAGAGGCUUACAAGUUACAAAUCAAUUUCUUACAGUGAGAAAGUGCUGCAUCCACAGCCAAAGGAUGCAUAAACACAAUCAUGCCAUUUGAUAUUGCGUGUUGAACUUA
Chenopodium quinoa (quinoa) is the source of this 1298-nucleotide messenger RNA. RefSeq names its product prefoldin subunit 6-like. Lineage: Eukaryota; Viridiplantae; Streptophyta; Magnoliopsida; Caryophyllales; Amaranthaceae. The coding region runs from base 536 to 928 and encodes 130 amino acids. The record is from RefSeq and is a predicted model, not a curated record. The transcript has 5 exons. Gene Ontology annotation, biological process: chaperone-mediated protein complex assembly; protein folding. Gene Ontology annotation, molecular function: protein-folding chaperone binding. Gene Ontology annotation, cellular component: cytoplasm; prefoldin complex.